AUGAAGGCACUUAAAUGGUUCUUCGGCGCACAAGUCGUGUACAAAAUUGUCAUUGCCGUCAACAAAGUCUCAUUUUUCUGUCUUUAUAUCCGAAUUUUCAUCACGCCCAUCUUUCGUCGAAUCUGCUUCACCGGCAUCGCCGUUGUCACGUCCUGGGGUCUCGCCUACGUCCUAGUCACGAUCUUUCAAUGCAAGCCAAUGGCCUCUUUCUGGGACAAAACAAUCAAGAACCCAAGGUGUCUGCACAAUGAGACGUUGUGGAUGUCAUACUCUGUCCUCAAUAUUGUCUUCGACUUGAUCAUUCUGGCCUUGCCAAUUCGUCCUGUCAGCGAAUUACGUUUACCAAAAGCAAAGAAAAUCGGCCUGCUUGUUGUCUUUGGGAUGGGAACAUUGUAA
Penicillium argentinense is the source of this 396-nucleotide messenger RNA. RefSeq lists its product as uncharacterized. The transcript has a single exon. Lineage: Eukaryota; Fungi; Ascomycota; Eurotiomycetes; Eurotiales; Aspergillaceae. The record is from RefSeq and is a predicted model, not a curated record. The coding region runs from base 1 to 396 and encodes 131 amino acids.